CCAGUUGCAACUUCUGAGAGACGCAGGUCCGUACAAAUUGACUGCAAUAAAGUUUGUGUCAAUUCUAAUCAAUUUUUCUCAAUGUUAUUGAAGGGUGUUAAGUAAUCUUUACUAGGAUUCUAACACACAACAAGCUGACCACUGUUUUGAAGCUUUAGCCAAGAGAGCUUAAUUAUCUUGGCUGUCCAUAUAGAACCUGUCCAAAAUUAUUCUAUAUAGAUACACAGUUUAAGUAAAAUGGAAGCCACUUAAUGAAUUAUAUGAAGGCAUAGCAGUUAUAUGCAUUGGGCCACGACGACAACGAUAAUUCAGUGUGAUUUUUAUCGUGCGUGAAGUAGACUACACCGUUUAUAAAAAAAAUUUCUGGACACUAUUGAUUUAAGGUGACAAAUAUGUUUAAAGUGCCAAGUGGAAAAGAAACCAGGUGACAGGAUGCUGCCAUUUGCAACACGAAACCGAAAGCUGGUUUUCACAGAGGGAGCUACAAGCUACAGUGAAGGAGCCACAGAAAUGAUCUCAAAUAUUAGCAAAUCCACAUUCCGUUUAAGACGAAUUCCGAUCCAAGCAAAAUGCUUUGUGUUUGUACUGAUAAUAAUAUGUAUAUAUCUAUAUGGGAGUAUUUACUUGGCAUGGGGUCAGAAUCGGCUAACAAAAGAGGACUUCUUAGAAGUUCAUAAAUGCCCAGCAUGUUACGGGCAGACUUUCUGCUUCAGCUUAUUCGACGAUCAGUUCGAUCUUUCAGGGAUGUCGAAAUACGAGCUUUUUGAUGCAAUUAAUGUAAAAAAUGUUCAUUAUGCUAAUCACAAAUAUCAGGGACAUCAAGUGGUUCUUAAAAAACUUGCCCAUGAUGAUGAGAUUAAAAUCAUAGACGAUAGAUUAUGUAAAGACGCUUUUCGAGACCCAGGUUGCGAUUUAGCACGGAGAAUGGUUGUUUCAAAAACUGGUAAAGAUAUUCAGGCUAACGGCCUAUUGCCACAGCAUUUAAAAGAUACGACAUUCAUGUUUUUCUGUGUGACACAUAAACUGAUUGAUAGGGUGAUGGAUAGAUAUCCAGUGAUAGGCAGUAAAGGGGAUCAGAUGUCAAUGGAUGAUAAACUUCAGAUCUUGUACACUGCAGAAGUAAAUCCAGAACCUCUUAUGUUGCUGACAUUCCCUGCAUCGGAAGGUUGGCCAUUUCCAGAAUAUUACGGAGCUUGUGGACGGUAUAUCGUAGAAGAAUAUAACGGAAAAUCUCUGGCAGACUUCUAUGAUGCUCCUUUUGAAAAAAGAGCAGAUUUGGCCUACCAGAUGCUGAAGAUGGCCGAUAGGCUAACGUCAGAUCCUGAAUGGAAUUUAUACUGGACAGAUCUCGCUGCAGGAAACUUUGCUGUAGAUCCAGCAGGCAAACUGACGUAUAUAGAUGCUGAAAAUAUUGUAGUUGUUGACAAACAAGCUUCAAAAAUAGCUAAUAAGGAGCAUUGGAAUGACCUGUCGGAGUCGGUAUUUGUUGAAUGCGAGGACGGGCACACGGACUGCCUCUCUUUUGAUGUCGACAAGAUGUGUACUCACUAUUUGUGCGAUCAUAAUUACUAUGCAGUGUGUAGAAAUAUGUUGUCUAAAUAUGCCGAUGAUAGAGUGAAUGGAGGAAUACCACAUUUGUUACACGAUAUGCCACCACAUGCCAAUGAUGACUGGGAUUUGGACAAUCUUCUGAAUGAAUGUACGCGCCCUCACCAGUCGCAGGGACGUAUUAAAGCUGCACACAAACUACUUCAGGCGUUAGAUCAUCUCAGAAACAUUCCAGCUCAUAUUAUACCUGAUACAAAACCGGGACAUGCGAAAAGAAUUCCGGUUGUUUGAUGUGUUUGCAAGCGACUGUAUUCAGUUUUAUGGGGACUUGGGGUCUGUUAAUAAUGUUGAUUGGCCUAAGGGUUUGAUUGCAAAUUAGGGAAUCUGGUGCUAUGUAAAAUAAGGAAUGUAUAUGUAAAAGAAUGCAGUUAUCACUUUCUCGUGCAAUUCACAUUUUCAUCAGAUUAAGCAGUGAGUUUUUUUCAGAUUUUAGGGGAUGUUACUGGUUCCGGUAGAAUAAGGGAAAAUGUGUUGUUACAGUUUUGGGAAAAAGAACAGGGUUGCCACCUAUCUUGAAAUGUGAGGGAAAAAUGAUUUUUUUUUUCAAGUCAGUGAAUUGUCAGGGAAAUCUUGAUAAUGUCAGUGAAAAAUGAAAUUUUAGAAAAGCCAGUGAAAAAUCAGGGGAAAAUGAAAUUUUGGGCCGAUUUGUAAACUAUUCAGUGGCUAUGGCAGUCUUCAAGCAGUAUUCAUAUGUAUUUCCAAACUCAUUUUGGUGUAAUUGUGUAUAAACAUAAUUUAGAUGUGUUUAAUCAAUUUCGUUAUUAAGUUAACUUUGAAAUUUUUGUAUCAUUAAUGAAAGUUUGUUAUAUCUGAAGCAAAAUAAAUAUAACAGCGUGGAUUGGAUGGCUGUAGGGGAGGAGGAGGCCGAAAAAAUAUUGUGGUAUUUGUCAGUGAAAAGUACGGUUUAGUAAGGGAAAAGUCAGUGAAAAGUCAGGGAAUUUCAUUUUCUCAACCAAGUGGCAACCCUGAUUUAAGAAACUGAUGCAGAAUAGCUGUGGGUGGGGAAACAAGUGUGUUACUCAGUGGUUUUGGGGAUGACAUUUUGUAGAUCUGGUGUUGAUAGUGCAAAUAAUUGCUGUGUAAGACUAGAAAAAUUGCAUAUAUUUUUUUAAGGUUCCAGUAUGAAGACUAAGCCAAAGCAGACAGAGUUAGAUACCUCUGAUUUUUGUGUGCAAAUUGUCGAUUAACUGCUUUUAAGUUCAAUCGGUACGUCAGUUUAUGGAGGAAAAAAAUAAUCAGCAAAAUAUUUUUUAAAGGAAGGAUGAAAAUGUUCUUUUAAACAGCUGUUUUGGGAGAAAAAAUACUGAGAACUCGAGGAAAGCCCUGACUUUUCCUACAUGUGUUCUUUGUUACAGAACCUACAGAUUUGUAUAGUCAUUUAUUGGUUUUGGUUCAUUUAGAUUAUAGGCAAAACUGAGUGAUACAGAUUCCCUUUGUCAUAUUUGCUGACCAGAAACGCAAAUUGUGUUACACAACUUCCAUAUACAUGUAAGAAAUGAGUUCAUUGGCAAGAGCUUCUUUGCUUUCAUCAAAGAACAUUAACAAAAAAUAUUUACAGUAAUGCCUUUAAGUGCCUUAUAUGAAAUCAACAUUUUAAUGUAACACAAAUGGCUUUGAAUAUAAAAGACAUCUGUCGUGUUUAAUUUAUAUGAGUGCUGCAGUGAGGGGUUGCUGUAUUCAAGUCACUUGCCCCUCAACAAUGUGGGUUCGAGCCUCACUCGGGGCUUUGAAAUCUUCAUGUGAGGAAGCCAUCCAGCUGGCUUACGGAAGGUCAGGAGCCCAUUUGUUAUGAAAUAAUGCACGGAGGGGCACCUGGGGUCUUCCUCCACCACCAAAGCUGGAAAGUUGCCAUAUGACCUAUAAUUGUGUUGGUGUGACGUUAAACCCAACAAAAAAAUUGGGUGCUGCAGUUCGAAAUCUAAUGUUAGGGCUUUGCGACCAUUACAGGUGCAGUCUGUUUUCUUAUCAGUUUACAAGAGCUGAAAUUGACAAAUGAACAGUAUGGAUGUAUAAGUUCUGUAGCUGAAAUAUUGUGUGAAUUAGCAAUACAGUGUUAAUCUGCAUACGAAAGAGUGCUUAUUUCUUGAUGCAAAUCUUAUAUUUCUUGUAUUUUGUAAGCAUUUACACUUCUGAAUAUUAUAUAUUAUUAAAUGGUAUUGAUAUAAUUAGUUUCUUAGCCUGAGUAAGGUUAAAGAAAUAAUUGUUAAUGAAUCUUUUAACACAGCGACACACGUGAUAACUUCGUCACACAUUACGUUUCAUGCAAGAUGAAAUUUGAACAUCGGUAUGAAAAGAUAUUGAUGUUUGAGGUUCCAUUGUAACUUACAGAAUUUAAAAAUGCAUAAUAUGUUAUGACUACUAAUAUUUAAAAUCUGUAUGUUCAUUACAUUUUGUUUGGUUGUGACAUUAUAUGAGCCGCGCCAUGAGAAAACCAACAUAGUG
Mercenaria mercenaria is the source of this 4050-nucleotide messenger RNA. RefSeq names its product divergent protein kinase domain 2A-like. Lineage: Eukaryota; Metazoa; Mollusca; Bivalvia; Venerida; Veneridae. The coding region runs from base 433 to 1839 and encodes 468 amino acids. The record is from RefSeq and is a predicted model, not a curated record. The transcript has 6 exons.